AUUUCGUCGUGAUCGGCUCCUCCUCACAGUGGGCGGUCGUUACUAAGCACAUGUAUAUAUAAGCUCAGUUUGAUCACUUUGAUUAUUUCUCCUACGGUUUCAUUUUCAGCUACCUGCAAAACUUUGACUGAGUUCUCAGGCAACGAUGAACAAUACCUUUUCCCAUAACAUCACUAAGACACAUGUGGGUGGAGCAGAUGACCCUGUGUAUGAUGAAUAUGCUGAGCUGGAAAGGUCUUUCCGCAUCAUGUCUAUCGUUGUUUACACCCUGGACUUUGUUCUUGGUGUGCUUGGGAAUGGAGUGGUUAUCUGGGUGACCGGGUUCAAGAUGAAGAAAACAGUUAACACCAUUUGGUUCCUCAACCUUGCUGUGGCCGACUUCCUCUUCACUGCAUUCAUGCCCCUGAAUGUGACAUACCUGGCUUUGACUUUUCACUGGCCUUUCGGCGAGUUCAUGUGCAAACUGAACAGCACAUUAAACUCUCUGAACCUGUUUGCCAGCGUCUACUUUCUGGUGGUGAUCAGUGUGGACAGAUAUGUGUCCGUGGUGUGGCCCGUCUGGGCCCAGAAUCACAGAAAUGUACGCAAGGCAUCCUGGGUAAGCCUGGGUGUUUGGGUACUGGCUCUGAUCCUCAGCAUUCCAUACUUCGUCUUCAGGGACACUGAAGAAAUUAGUGAAGACCAAACCCUUUGUUUCAACAACUUUGCUUUGUCUGAUGAUUAUGAAACACCUUCAGUGAAUCAGCUGCGACAGUUUCGUCAGCAGGCCAUUACCAUCACCCGCUUCCUGCUGGGAUUUGUUGUCCCCUUCACUGUCAUUGUCUCCUGUUAUGCUGUAAUAAUCCGUCGUCUCAGGAGAAACCGCACCCUGGCCAGCCAGUCCAGUCGUCCCUUUAAGAUCAUUGCUGCUGUUAUCAUCACAUUUUUCCUGUGCUGGGCUCCAUAUCACAUCAUGGCUCUAAUUGAGUUGGCAGCUCACACAGGCACUAAUCAAAGUCGAGUUUUUCAUUAUGCCAUCGUCAUUGGGAUCCCUAUAACUACCAGCCUGGCUUUUCUCAACAGUUGCCUGAACCCACUGCUGUAUGUCUUCAUGGGCCAAGAUUUUAAAGAUAAAGUCCGCAAAUCCAUCCUGAACGUACUGGAGACUGUCUUCCACGACGACCUUUCUGGCACUCACUCUGAUACAAAGUCAACGGACAUCAGUCAGGGCAAAGACAAGCAAGUUCUUGAAAAUAAAGUUUAAGAGCGUCCACAGUAUGAGUUGAAAAUGUACAUUUGAAAUAAUUCUGGCACAAAUGUAAAUAUAUGUAUCAAAUUCAUUUUUUUCUUUUUGUUUUCUUUGCCUUCAUGCAAGAACCCCCAAGCUAAGCUGUAAAAAUGAUUCUAUUUUGAAUCACUGAAACUUUUAAUUUGCAUGAAUUUUACUCUGUGUUUGACCAACUGAUUCUGCUAUCAAAGAAUACCAACUUAUAUGCCUACAUUAUUUAAAAUAAUAAAUUGAUGGUAAUAUUUUGUGUCAAGUCAAAUCAAGUGAAGUCAGUUUUAUUUCUGUAUCCCAAAAUCACAAACCACAAUACAACCUCUAUCCUUAGACCUUCAAAUUUGAGUAAGAAAAAAUUCCUUCUUGCUGUCUGACUCUAGAUAUUACCUGCACAGACCAGACCACUGAAAUCACAGAACAUGUGUCACAUGUCACAUGUUGACAAUUGGCACCUGUGCUAUUUUACAAUAUGUUGUGAUGCCUAGAAUCUAAUUGAUUAUACAGAUCAAGUGGCUACAUGAGACCCAAAUAGUACAGGUUGCUCUUUGACUGAUGCAACAUACCACCUAUUUUGACAAAAGAAACUGCUCAUCAGGCUGUUACAUCAGUUUAUGGUUGAAUUUGUGCAACAUAAGAUUUGGUUGACAAAUGUGACUUUGUGAUUUCUUCACAUACACUCCAGAUUUUGAUUUUGCCUCUCUGUAUGUGGCAGCAAAGAAUAUAAAGAAACUGAACAAAGUUCCAGUUGUUUCUUAGUUGUAAUCAUUCAACUGUAUUAAAUGUAUUAAUUAUAAAGACCAGGACAUCAUCUAACACAUUAAUAAGUGUAGUUUGACAAAAAGCACUCACCUUUCUUGCCAUAGAAUAGACAACUGUGCUGGGUUGGAAACUGUGGGGGAGGGGUUAGUGAUAACAGGAAGUAAAUACAUGUUGUGCAUUGAUCUGAGAAUGCAAUGCAUGAUUUUUCUCCCUGUUUUUCUGUUUAUUUCAGAGCUGACAUUAAAAUUUGUUUUCAUAUCAACUGAUCGGCCAUUUUCUCAUUAUCAUAAUUAUUAAUUAUACAGCCUAUAAAGAAAGUGAAAAUUGUCCUUUCCAAGGUGAUAUCUUCAUAUUCACAUUUUCAAAACUAGAACCAGUCAAGAUCAAUCACUAAUCAAUCUUUCUCUGGAUUAAUUUUCUGUCGAUGGCCUAAUCCAACUGAAACACUUCAGAUACACAUUUAUUCUGUGUACUAUAGGUGACGUAACAUGAACACGAACUCUGGAACUCAGGUUUUUAUUCUAAUGUAAACAAUGUAAAUGACAAUUUAAUUCCUUGUUGUUGUUAUUGUUGUUGAUGUUGUUGGUGGUGGUCAGUCUUCAUGGCCAACUCUACUGAGAGUAAAUAAUUGCUGAUAAUGAUGAUGACUGUUAUGGUGAUUAUUAGUUCCAAUGUUAAAAUGUUAUUGACUGUUUUUCCACUUUAUCUGGUAUAUCUGUAGAUAUGUGUAUCUACAUAUCAGAUAGGCCACACAACUUACUGAAUUUAAUCCCUGAUAACAAUUUGUUACUAACAAGUCACAAGAUGAACACAUACUAUUCUACUGUAAACUGUUUUCUUUAUUACAGACUUUGGCCAGUAGAGAAAGCUGUUUUCCAUGUCAGGAGCUUCUCAGCUGAGGGUGUUCAAUGUCAUUUAAAUGUGUGUUGUGAUGACCCUGAAGAAGAUCUCAAGUUGAAACACAUUGGCCUCAUGAUUAAGUUGUUUUUUAUGCUUAAGUGUUGCCUGAGUUUUUGACCUCGUCAGAUGUUUCUCUUCACCCUGAACCCUGGAAGUAGAUGAAGUUGUGCCAGAAAUCCCAACUCUGCUUUUCACAUCAAAGACAUCACACUUCAGAGGGGAAAUAAACCAAACCACUGGAGCACACACUGAUCUGCAGCCUUUAAUGAUUCAAACAGUACUACAAGUCUGUUUGCGCUAUUAAUGGCUACAAAUCAUUCAGCACAUUCCAGACCUUUUAAGUGUAUUUCUGUCAACUCAGGAAGUGGGUAAAACAUCAGUCAUUUGUUAUGUGUAAAUGUUAUAAGGAAGCUUAUUUUUGUGCCAAAGUCAGUUAUUAUCAGUAGCUUUAACAUUAUGUCUUUAUUGUAAUAAAAUUAUUUGGAUAAUA
Messenger RNA from Scatophagus argus, 3410 nucleotides. RefSeq names its product chemerin-like receptor 1. Gene Ontology annotation, biological process: complement receptor mediated signaling pathway; inflammatory response; phospholipase C-activating G protein-coupled receptor signaling pathway. Gene Ontology annotation, cellular component: plasma membrane. Gene Ontology annotation, molecular function: complement receptor activity; G protein-coupled receptor activity. The record is from RefSeq and is a predicted model, not a curated record. NCBI's taxonomy places the organism in Eukaryota, Metazoa, Chordata, Actinopteri, Scatophagidae. Bases 146 to 1243 code for a protein of 365 amino acids. The transcript is spliced from 2 exons.